This is a messenger RNA of Varanus komodoensis (Komodo dragon), 2473 nucleotides long. RefSeq names its product translocase of outer mitochondrial membrane 40 (gene TOMM40). Lineage: Eukaryota; Metazoa; Chordata; Lepidosauria; Squamata; Varanidae. Gene Ontology annotation, cellular component: mitochondrial outer membrane; mitochondrial outer membrane translocase complex. Gene Ontology annotation, biological process: protein import into mitochondrial matrix. Gene Ontology annotation, molecular function: transmembrane protein transporter activity. The coding region runs from base 235 to 1251 and encodes 338 amino acids. The transcript has 10 exons. The record is from RefSeq and is a predicted model, not a curated record.
GGAAGUGGGGCUGGCGCGGCCGCCGGGGCUCCUCGCGGGGCUCAGGCUGCGAGGGGCCACCUGCCGGGAGCCCCUCAGAGCAGGGGAAGACGGUCCCUGGAGGGAGGAGCCGAGUGGCACAGCACGUGCCGGCUGUGCAGACGGUCCCAGGAUUGCUCCCGCAUCUCCAGAUCGGGCUAGGAAAAAAUCCUGCCAGGAAACCGUGGAGCCCUGCUGCUGCUGCCGUUCCUCACCAUGGGCAACGUUCUGGCUGCCAGCUCCCCAGCGCCCCCCUCGGCAGUGCCUGGGCCAGGCUCUGGCUUGGUGUCGGUGCCACCUGGCUUUUCGAUGCCCCCGGUCAGCGGGCUGGUUCCCCCACCACAAGAUCGCACCACUGAGGACAAGUGCGACCAGCUUCCCAAUCCUGGCACUUUUGAGGAAUGUCACCGUAAAUGCAAAGAAUUAUUCCCCAUCCAAAUGGAGGGCGUGAAGUUGACAGUGAACAAAGGUCUCAGCAACCACUUUCAGGUCAAUCAUACAGUGGCUCUCAGUACAGUCGGCGACUCCAAUUACCACUUUGGCGUGACCUACGUAGGGACAAAGCAGCUGAGCCCCACAGAGGCCUUCCCCGUGCUGGUGGGCGACAUGGAUAACAGCGGCAGCCUCAACGCACAGAUCAUUCACCAGCUCACUAACAAAGUUCGCUCCAAGGUGGCCUUUCAGACGCAGCAAUCAAAGUUUGUGAACUGGCAGGUAGAUGGUGAAUAUCGAGGCUCCGACUUCACUGCCGCCGUCACGCUAGGGAACCCCGAUAUUUUAGUGGGCUCAGGGAUUCUCGUGGCGCACUAUUUACAGAGCAUCACUCCAUGCUUGGCGUUGGGCGGGGAGCUGGUGUAUCACCGCCGCCCUGGAGAGGAAGGGACCGUCAUGUCGCUAGCUGGGAAAUACACAGCACCUAACUGGAUUGGGACCCUGACAGUCGGGCAGGCAGGAGCGCAUGCCACAUACUACCACAAAGCUAGCGAUCAGUUGCAGGUGGGGGUCGAGUUUGAAGCCAGCACCCGCAUGCAGGACACGAGCGUCACGUUUGGGUACCAGCUGGACCUCCCCAAAGCCAACCUGCUCUUCCGAGGCUCGGUCGACAGCAACUGGAUCGUGGGGGCGGCCCUGGAAAAGAAGCUCCUCCCGCUGCCCCUCACGCUGGCCAUGGGCGCCUUCCUCAACCACCGCAAGAACAAGUUCCAGUGCGGCUUCGGCCUCACCAUCGGCUAAUCCGCGCCCGCGUGCCCCUGGCCCUCCCGCCUGCGUCCGUGCUCGGCCCGCAGGGGCCUCCGUGGGGCACGGGGGGAGCCCAGAGACGCCGGCGGGCAGGACGGACUGAGCAGUGAGAGCGCCCCCCUCUCUCCCCUCCCCACCCACAGGAGCAGGUCGCCAGUUCCCUGAGGUGGCGUUGCUGGGUGGGAUGUGGGGCACGAGGCUCCCGGGCUUCUGCCCCGAGGUACGGUUUCCGGAAGCCAAAGCACCCGUGAUCGGCGCGGCUGCUCUGCCUGCUUCUGCCACUAGGGGGGGUCGCGUUGGGCGCGGGGGGAGCAUGCCAUUCUCUCAGAACCGGUGGCCACUGACGGGCCCGGGGCUGGUGGGUUUAGCACAGGGCUAGGGUCCCCCUACCCAGAACUGGGGAGGACGGCUGUGCCCUUCUGUGUGCCUCCCCUCCUCUGCCCUGCUCCCCUUUUCCGUUCAGAGAGAAUCUUCCCUCCCCUCCCCUCCCCUCCCGUCUCCUUCCUUCCUUCCUUCCCCCAGGAGGGACACGCGCACCUUUGACGGUUUUGUGAACGUGCCCGAGCGACCGGGCCUUGCCUUGCGGGCCUUAAUUCCCACCCCAGAAAGCACGCCCGCCUGCCUUCCCGUUCAGUGUCCCUGGAACGAUUUCACACCUGCGCCAGCCCUCCCUUUUCUACCUACCUUCAUUUUUUUAAGGAGCCCCAUCAUUCUUGUCCCGGUUUUAUUUCCCGUUCUCCGGUUGCCUCCGCUUCUCUGCGCUUGCGGCUGCUGCCAGCGCCAAGUUUAGCAGGGAGUACCUCGCUUCUCUGCUGGAUGUCAUGGCACUGUUUUUUCGCCUGUAACCACUCAUCUUCCUCCCCCCACGAAAAAAGCCCUCCUUCCUGUCCGGUUCACGGAGCAGCUCAGCAGGACCAUCCACAGAGCGAGAGAGAGAGAUGCGCGCGCACCGGCCCCGAGCGUCUGCCACCGGCCCCCCCUGCGGAGACCGGGGAAAUCUCUGCAUGCCCUCCUCCCCUUUUGCCUCCAGAGACUGAGUGUAAAUCAUGUUUAUAAGUUAUGGGAACGAAAGGAUCUUUUACAGAAGAAAAACAAAAGCAAAAACACACACACCAACCACACCACCCUGCAAGGUGAGCGCCGCCUCCCUCUUCGUGAAAAGUUGGGAACAUCUGGUUUCAAUUAAACAAAACCCACAACCACCUGCCACCCUUUC